AAACAAAUAAUAAAUAAAAAAGGCCUCUGCCAACGGCUAGCCCUUUCAAUUUGAAAGUCGAUGCGAGAUCGAAGCUUGUAAAACUUUCAAACCACAACCCUCGCACAUCAGCGCAUGUUCGCUCCUUCACUCCCUCUCUCUGUUCCUAGGGUUUCGCUCGCAUUCUUGAAGAUUUCUGCAGACGAUCACUGCUACUGAGUUCAGUACCUUCCGGGUUCUUUUCGAAAACUCUUACGAUUUCUAGGGUUUAGGGUUUCCAAGAUUGAUGAUGGAUCUUCCUCAAGAAAUUGAUGAUUACAUCAAAGAAUCGAUUGAGUACGCCCUGGGCCUCCCUGUUUCUGAGCACACAUUGAAGUUAAAGCUUCAUGCCUCCGAAGAGGCGCAAAAACGCCUUCGUGAUCAGUGUUUGCUUUUGCUCUCAAAAAUGAAGGAGAAAGACGAAGCAAUUGACAGAGCUAGGGCUGAAUCUAGCAUCAAUGCGCAAGCUUUGAAGAAGUUUGUUGAUGAAAAUCAGAAACUGGCUGCGGAGUGCACCAAUCUUUUGAGUCAGUGUUCAAAGUGGGAGAAGGAGUGCUCACUUUAUGAUCGUGAUCGAGAAGCAUUGAUGGAUUUUGGGAAUGAGGCUGAUGAGCGUGCAAAGGAGGCAGAGAUUCGUGUUCAGGAGUUGGAGGAGGAAGUCAGAAGGUUAUCAGAAGAAGUGCAGUUCUACAAGCAUGAAAAUGAGGUGCACAAGUGUGAUUCAUCUGCAGAGGGUACAUCUAUAGAACAACCACUACUUGAGUCAGUGAUAACCUCAUUAGUUAGUCAGGAUGAAUUUGCGCCAAAUGCACAUGCUUUUUUGGAGGCAAAUUGUGGGCUGGAAUCAUGCCAAAGAUUGCUGAAAACGUGGAAUUGUUUGAGGCCAUCAACUCAAAAAGUUAUAUCGCUGGCAGCUGAAAUAACUACUUUGCGGAAAGAAAAGGAACAUAUAAGGGUCAACCUUCACAGAGCUGAAGAGGAGGUGAAAUUAUUGUUCGAGGAAAACAGCGUACUGGAUGAGGAGAAUAAAAGGCUCCUGAGGCAAUACCACAAAGAAAGGAACCUUCUUGGUUCUUCUGGAAAACAUAACAGUGCUUCAGCCAAGAGCAACAAGCGAAAAUCCAGUCCCAAGAUGAGUAGCCCAAUUGAGAGGAAGAUUGAGUUCAGUGAUCUGGAUUCACCAAGACAUGCUUUGUCACCCUUGCAAUAUAACUCUCCCGACUCGAGAAUGCAAAAGAAACACUAAAGAGAAAAAAAAAAAAAAGAAAAAAAAAAGAAAGAAAAAACAUGGAUCUCUUUAGCUCUCCAUUUCUUCUUGGUGAUUCUUGUAUUCAGGAUGGUGUUACCAACAGACCAUACUGUUUAAAUUUUCUUGGAACCAGAUAGUUUGUUGUCUGUAAAAAGCUAGGCUUUUUGAAAGCCUUUUGAAGAAUGAACUUUUU
Molecule: messenger RNA, 1460 nt
Organism: Malania oleifera
Lineage: Eukaryota; Viridiplantae; Streptophyta; Magnoliopsida; Santalales; Ximeniaceae
Exons: 6
Coding region: 266-1264 (332 amino acids)
Source: RefSeq, a predicted model, not a curated record